AUGUGCACGCACGGACAAGCAUUCUGGUCUGCAUCACCAGCCAAUUUUACCCAACCUUACCCACCUGUGCUCACGUUAGACAAAGGCCAAGGCAAGAAGAGUCGAAAGGCUCAGGCCAAGGCUGCAAAGGCGGCCGAAGACAUGACACAGGAGGAAAAGGACAAGCUGAUGCGUGAGGCCGGCUUGGCCUCGGCCCCACUGGAUGUCAAGCCGACGCAAUUGCAGCAGGCUAUGGACAUUUUGGAAAAGCGUGAGCGCCGAGCCAAAGGUGGAGAAUCGGCUGCGGCUGUGCCAGAGCCUCCCGCGGCUCAGCCCGACGCUGCCACUACCUCAAAGAAAAAGAAGUCUCGUCCCGCAAAGAAGCAAUCCCGCUCCGUCGCUGAUGCCACCGAGGAAAAUGUUCGCAAAAGCGUGGGUCAACUUGAUGUCGUUCAAAUUGAACUGGCUGUACAAGUUGCUUCGGAGCGAAUUCGCGAUAGCGCAGUGGAACGUCUGAAAGCAAUGGUGGAGAGCCUCGUUGCCCAGCUUAAGGAUGUCAAAUCUGUCAAGAGCCCCGUAUCCGAUCUGCCAUUGUCGGCGUGCCCACCCGAUGUAGCGGCUCUGUUUGAGGAAGCGAUGAAGGGCAUGGAUCAAAAAGAGAUUGCCGCUGUAUUUCGCAUGUACCUCGUGGAUGCCAUCCAACGCAAACAACAGGGCGUUACAAACUUGCCCAUCCAGUUGUUUCAUCAACUGGCCAUUCGCGCCGUGGCCCGCGACAAGAGCAGUCACUACAGCGUGGCCGAUGAUGCGCUCAAUGCCGUGAUUGAAAGUUUCAAGGGCGCCAUGCCUCAAGAUUACGUGGCAGUUCCUACGCUCUGGACUUUGAACCAAUUCAUUGUGGGCGGCAUGCGCAUGUCUUUUCUUCGGGUCUUUGUGCGAUUUUACUUGUUGCUAUUGUCAGACCACUGCUCGGAGAAAGUCAAGAUGGCCGCUUGUCAAGGUUUAGAUCUUCUCUUUCCUCAAGGAGAGCACAAGCGCAACAUUGCUUUUUGCCAGGACGUGGUCAAGCAAGCCAAGAAUGCCCAGCUGACCCCAAAGCAACUGAUUCGUGUCAUUCUGGUCGCUUAUUCCACCGCUGUCAAGCGCACGCCAGAGCAAACAAAAAUCUUGCAACACGCCUACCCAUACCUACGUGAGCUCGCGGUUCGGCGCAGUGAGCAAAUGCCCAAGUGCGUGCUGGAGCUGCUGGAAACCUUGGAGAGCGAAAGUGCCAACGACCAAGAUGUUCGCUUGCAACUCUGCAUGAGUAUCAACUACUGUGCUACGCUCGAUCCGGUGGCAACUCUGCGUACUAUCAUCUCGGCCAUGCGCAAGUUUCCACUCGGUGUUGCAGUCUUGGUGGAAUUGCUCAACACGAAGUUGUGGAGUGCCAAGUCUCUAUCGUGCAAGCGGUCCCCGUCGCUGUGGCUGCACGCCAUGGGCACCCUUCAAACGCAGGCGGGGAAGGUUCUCGAAGGCGUCUCAAAACCCGCACAGCGGGAUGCCUAUAAGCGUGUGCAAGCUGCGGCAGAGGCGCUUGCCACACGAUUGGAGCCUUUGGCACAGACGGAAAAGUCAAACGUUGAAAGUGCAAAGCAGCGACGAAAGACCUCCAAUGCCAUUACUUGGAGUCUGAUCUUCGCUUUGGUCGCCUCCUUGGCCCUCUUUUUCCUCCUUUCGCUCCAUCUUAUGUGCCGUUAUGGUCAAGAGCACGGCCUGGCCAACAAGCCCGACUUUAUUAUCGCGGCUUGCUCUGAGGCUGAAGCGCAAGGUGUGCUCAGCAAGAUUGAUGAGGCAUAUCUCGCCGCGUUGCCGUAUGCGUCACAGGCCGAGGAAUGGGGCAAACGAGGCUGGGCUCGCUUUCUCGAGGCUGCGGCACCUAUGGCUGAACCAAUCACCCCCUACGUUGUUCCCUAUUGGCAGAUGGGUUUGGAUGUUGUGAACAACGAAUUGUACCCGCGCUUACAAGCCGUCUGGGUGGCUGCUGAGCCUCAAUUGACCGCUGCAUGGGCCAAGGCCUGGGAGUGUAUGCUCUCGGUCUGGCACGCCGCACUGCCGCAUCUGCAGCAAGUCCGUGCCAGUGUCAUUCCCAAGAUUCAGGAGCUCUGGGCCCAAGCAGCCCCCCACAUGCGGGCUGCUUACACUCAGGCAUUGGACAUGAUGAGCAUGGCUGCCGAGGCCAUGCAGCCCUGGUUGGCAGAUAUCCUAGCGAGCUGUCGCGAUGCUUGGCACAUUAGCUAUGCGUAUGCUCAGGAGCUAUUGGCUCGCUAUCAGCAUUAG
Molecule: messenger RNA, 2298 nt
Organism: Monosiga brevicollis MX1
Lineage: Eukaryota; Choanoflagellata; Craspedida; Salpingoecidae
Exons: 18
Coding region: 1-2298 (765 amino acids)
Source: RefSeq, a predicted model, not a curated record